Orbilia oligospora ATCC 24927 is the source of this 1497-nucleotide messenger RNA. RefSeq lists its product as uncharacterized. The transcript is spliced from 2 exons. The record is from RefSeq and is a predicted model, not a curated record. The coding region runs from base 1 to 1497 and encodes 498 amino acids. NCBI's taxonomy places the organism in Eukaryota, Fungi, Ascomycota, Orbiliomycetes, Orbiliales, Orbiliaceae.
AUGCCUCGUGCCGGCUUCAAGCAUGCGCCAGGGAUCGAUGUCGAGCUCGAGCAGCCCGACGGUAUCUUCUUGCCUGGUGAUAUUAUCAACGGCAACAUUGUCGUUAAUUCUAUCACAGGAUUGGCAGGUGGACAAAACAACGUCCACAUAAAUUUCUACGCCCGGUCAAAAGUUUUGAUUAUCCGUAACACCGGAGAAGGGAAAGAUUACUAUCGUGGUCGUGCCAUCCUCUUCCAAAACCAGUUCUUUCUUGAAGGUCCACCUGUAUCUGAAGCCAAUGGGCUUGAGAAAUGGGGACUAUCCGUUCAAAUACCUACUCAUACUGUUCCGGGGCAGUAUAAGUUCAACGAUACUUGGAAGAAAGCGUCGAAAUAUCUUAACAAUGUUGAAAUGGAUAUUACACAACACCCUCUUCCGGGUGUUUUCUACUACUGCGGCGAAUCUGGUGGCACUAAGGGUGAGUGCUACGUUGAAUAUGUUCUGGAAGUUAGUCUUCGGUCGACGAGGGAGGUCCAAGACCCUAAUGGAAAGGGAAAGAAAAAGGAAGGGGAUGUACCAACCACCAUCUUCCCAUUGGUCGUCCGUACCAGAAGUUCGGAGCAUCCAAUUCAAUACUCGGAGUAUCUUCAAGAAGCUUUGGAUGAAGUCCGGAUCAAGAGUCUCAAGCUCCUACCACAGUUCGCAACAGAACAGCUCGGGUUUAAACAAAACCUCAAAUCAGUCUUUCAACCAUCCAAGAUACCAAAUUAUUUCUUCGACUUAAAAGUUACAUGCCCAUCGACUGUUCAACUCGAUAAUCCUUCUCAUUUCCCAUUCCGUAUUUCCAUUAUCCCGAAGUCGGACACAACUGGGAGGAGGUCUAGCCCCGGAAGUAUUUUUAGCAACAGGGACACCUCGAAACUACCGGAUGUUAAGAUAUCGGCGUUUUCAUUAUGUCUGAAGAUGUGGUCUCUGAUGCGAGCUCGUGGUGUUUUAAAGUGGGAUUCGAACACCGAGAAGCAUCAUGAUUUUGCAAUCUCACCUGAUUUACCCCCGCACAUGGUUGGCUAUGUGAUUCCCCGUGAGGGAGGAUCCGGAGUAUCAGGGUACAGACAUCCAGAUGAAUCGAACGAUCUAAUGGGUAGAGAGCAAUAUCUCGACCUCGGCCAACUCCUCAACCUUCACCUCUCGCGUACUCACUCCACCCGUCUGGAAGGGGAACGCAACGACUUUAAAACCAAACGUCCACUCUGGCCAAGCUUUAAAACUUACAAUAUACAUUGCUACUACGAAUGGAAGUAUAAAAUCACCAUUACAUGUGCUGGAGAAACGCAGGUCGUGGAAGGGAAGCAAAAAGUGGAGCUGAUCGGACAGAGUGAAGAACAGGAGCAAAAUAUUAAACUUGAUAAGCAGGGGACUAAGAAGAAAUGGGGAGAACUUAUGGAGGGUGCUGAGGGCGCCGUUGCGAUAUUGGGGCUUGUGGGGGAAGUUGUCGCUGAGGCAGUUAACGACUCUUGA